Molecule: messenger RNA, 2733 nt
Organism: Ctenopharyngodon idella (grass carp)
Lineage: Eukaryota; Metazoa; Chordata; Actinopteri; Cypriniformes; Xenocyprididae
Gene: gjb3
Product: gap junction protein beta 3
Exons: 2
Coding region: 666-1598 (310 amino acids)
Biological process (GO): cell communication
Cellular component (GO): connexin complex
Source: RefSeq, a predicted model, not a curated record
ACACAGAGAAGCCGCCUGCAGACGUUGGCAACACCACAGACCACUAACAAGCAGUGUGUAGUUGACAGAGCUGUCCAAACAAAGUGAGUCUUAUUUAUUGUGCAAUAAGAUGGAAAAUGUUACUAGGCUGCACAGGCAAGGGUUUCCUAUUUGUCCCACAAAACACAAUAGCACAGUGCAGUACCAUAACAUUAACAGUAUACAAUGAAGAAGAAGAAGAAGAAGAAGGAAAAAAACCUUUAUGGAGUCAUAUUACAGUGUAAUUUUUAGACACUGUAACUUCAGAAAAAGAACAAUGCUCAGUUCCAUACAUAGGACAUUUAAGACAAUACACGGGGAAGCAUGAUGAUUUUAAAGUCACACACACAUACUUAGCCUUUUAGCUUACUAACUUUAAAGAGGUUUAUGGCAGGACUGUGUCCUCUCCUCUAGUCUGGAUAGGAACUCCACCCUCAAUGAGGCGUGUUACCAAACCAGAUCCACAGGGAAGAAACAGAGGUCUUCAGAGAAGAGUUUAACAGCCGUUGAAUUAUAAAAGGACUGAAACAUCUAAAUUUUUUUUCUAUCUCAGGUUUGCUGUAUUCUGUAUCAGAAAGAUUCAGUGUCGAAGAGGAUCAGAGGAAGAAUUCAGAGAAGAGAAGAGUGAGUUGUCCUUGCUCUGAGCCAUGGACUGGAAGACUUUUCAAGCCCUUCUCAGUGGGGUGAACAAAUACUCCACCGCAUUCGGCCGGAUCUGGCUCUCUGUGGUUUUUGUGUUCAGAGUGAUGGUUUACGUUGUAGCGGCCGAGAGAGUUUGGGGCGAUGAGCAGAAGGACUUUGACUGCAACACCAAGCAGCCGGGCUGCGCGAAUGUCUGCUACGACUUCUUCUUCCCCAUUUCCCACAUCCGACUGUGGGCUCUGCAGCUCAUCUUCGUCACCUGUCCGUCAUUGAUGGUCGUCAUGCACGUGAAGUAUCGUGACGAGCGCGAACGCAAGUUCCGCGAGAAGCACGGUGAAAAAGCCAAGCUCUACGACAACACGGGGAAGAAGCACGGUGGACUGUGGUGGACGUACCUGAUCAGCCUUUUUGUCAAGACCGGCAUUGAGAUCACCUUCUUGUACAUCCUACAUCACAUCUACGACAGUUUCUACCUGCCCCGGCUGGUGAAGUGUGACGUCCAGCCGUGUCCCAACAUUGUGGACUGUUACAUUGGCCGACCCACAGAGAAAAGAGUCUUCACCUACUUCAUGGUCGGAGCUUCGGCACUCUGCAUAGUGCUCAGUGUCUGUGAGAUCAUCUAUCUGAUCUCCAAACGUGUCAUUCGCUGUGCCAAAAAGUUUAAGAGGCCCCACAGAAGCAGCACACCGCUUCAUGGACGAUACCGAGACGAGGACAGCAACUGCACCUUUCCUAUGCAUGAGUUGGACAACAAAUCCGAUUUUAAGACGGAGUCUAAACCAGACUUUAGAUCUGAGUAUAAACCUGGGUCUAAACCACAGUUUAAAUCUGAACUCAAGCCAACAUUUAAGCCAGCCUACAGGUUGAGCGUGGACAUGAGAGCUUCUGCUCCAAAUCUCUCUGCACCUAUGUACAAGAUGCAGUCUGAAAUACUCUGAAGAACAUGUUUCCCUCCGCGUCAAGUAUUUACAAAGUCAUCCGGAUAAAAAACAAGCUGGCAUAAAACAAGCUUUGAAUGUCUGAACAAUCUCAAAGUCUUUUAUUAUCCAUCAAGCUCUAUAAAACUGCCAGUCUUGGGUAUUUGUCAUUUGGCAGAUGGUUCAUAAAAAAUUCUAUAUGCCAGAUUCAGAAACUUUUGCCUUGAAAAUAGCAGGGAUUAAGUGUUUUGCCUAAUGGCAAAGUGGAUUGUGAUUCACUGCUACCUGGGUUCAAACCUGGAGUUAUCAGCCUAGUUCCUUUAGGCUUCAAAACCAGCUCAAAUGACUGCAUUCUCACCAAGAUCCUAAGAAGUAAUGGUGACGAAAGCAUUCCAUUUCUUCUUAUUCAUUCUUGUCAUUCAUUUCUUAAAAAGAACAAAGGUGAAAACCCAUGAAAAAGUUAUCAAAUAACCAAGGCAUUCAUGGAGAACACACCUUACAUACAAAACCCACCUCCACCUUCACACGCACAAAGAACGAUAGGAGUAAGAGUGGAGUUUCAUUGUAUCUAAGAAUAUGUAAAGAAAAUGCCUGAUGGGUCAUUGAUUGUUUACAGUGCCUUAUUUCUCAAUGCCCUGGAUGUGUAAUAAAGAUUAGAACAAAGUUUUAUAUAUAUAGCUGUUUCGAAUAUCACUGUUUUGGAAAGAUCAUAGUUGAUGUUUAAGUGCGAACACUCCUGUACUCCAUCUGAACUCAAAUUCCUAUGCUGGAAAAAUGAGAGGUAUAUAAAAUAAACCACAGUGUUCAUAAGAUGGGCAACCAUGGAAAGUUUUUCUUCUACUAUUUGUUGUAAAAGACUGUGGACUAACCUCUCCUGAUCUACACUUGGCAAGCAUUUGUAACAGUCUGACUUUGUUAAGACUUGCUGUUAUGAUCGUGUUACAUAUUUUAGAUCUUUCAUGCUGCAUAUCCUGCCUUUGUAUCAAAACAUUCACCAAUGCACUGACGUGUUUUAUGAAAUAUCUUCAGGUUAUUUAAAAAAAAAAGAAAAAAAAAAGUAAUGGUGUUGUUUUUAAGACCUUUUAUGACAUAUGAGAUUGAGGAAGCUUUGAAUGUUUAUUCACCUUGAUACUCUGUAAAUAAAGUAUAAAAUUAG